Molecule: messenger RNA, 3784 nt
Organism: Salpingoeca rosetta
Lineage: Eukaryota; Choanoflagellata; Craspedida; Salpingoecidae
Product: NAD+ dependent glutamate dehydrogenase
Exons: 13
Coding region: 89-3247 (1052 amino acids)
Biological process (GO): L-glutamate catabolic process
Cellular component (GO): mitochondrion
Molecular function (GO): L-glutamate dehydrogenase (NAD+) activity
Source: RefSeq, a predicted model, not a curated record
CAUUUUCCCCGCGACUGGCUGGCUCGUGUUCGCUCAGAUCCCCACCAUCAACAUCCAUCCAUCCGUCAUCACCUGACCACCCUCCACGAUGUCUGCUGCCACAGAGCAACAAGUGCUGGAGCUGCUUGCCAGCAAGGCCGGCCGAGCCCUGGACUUUCUCAACCCAGACAAAGUCAAGGAGCUGGUCCACUUUUGGAUGUCCGAGAUUGGUCUUCCAGCCCGCUACUUUGAGAUUGUCAGCGCCGAGGACAUCCUCAAGCAUGUCGAGUCCCUUGCGGCUGAGCUUGCCGGACAGGCCGCCUCUGGCAGCACCUUUGACAUGGAAAUCCGGCACGAGACGGAGACCUCUGCCCUGUAUGUCGUGCCAUCCUCUGUCUCCGGAAAGGACAGCGGCAUGAUGCGCUACAGCCUCGGCCCCGCGCAGUCCACGCCCGUGCACCGCGUUGAGAACUACAUUGAGCAGACGUUCUUUUCUCGUUUCCACAACGAUGAGGACGAGCAUGCUGAUGUGCAAACACAGGCCCGCCGCACCCUCGUGCGCUCCCUGUCCACGGCGCAGCCCCACUCCCCAGGCUCCCCAACCCCAGGCUCCACCAUCCUCGCCAACCGCCCUUUCCGCCUACAGGCGUUCCGAUCCAAGGCUGCUGUGGAGGAGGCUGGCGGCGCCCACCUUCGCCUGUACCUGCUGCAGGCGUGCGAGUUUGUCAACCCAAAGCCCGCAGACGACGAGACGCGCAUUGAGGAGCUUGCAGACAAGGGCUUCCUCUCCGAUGUCGACGCCAAGACCAAAGCCGCCUACCAAGAGGUUGUGCGCAAGACCGUGGAGACGGGGGAGCCCGUGUUCCAGUUCUUCCAGGACUUUGAGGACGAGGGUCACAAGGCAACCCUGCUCCUCGUCUCCCACUUCAUUGGCGACACCCACAGCUUCUUCGUCGGUAUGCCUGCCGUGUACCGCCACUACUACAUGUUUGCUCACACCAAAUACGUCGAGAUGUUCAGCAACGGCAUCAUUGUGUUUGCCUUCUACCUGAACCCGCUGAGCGUGAUUCGGCAGCCGGACGGGUCGACGGUCGAGCCCUCCUCCAAGCUCGUCUCCCGCAUGGCCCACAUGGAGCAGGACGCCUCCCUGCACUUUGUCCUGCCCAAGCACAGCUUCACCCCGCUGCUCACCAGCGGCAAGCUCAGCGUGCAGGAGACGACGUACGCUUACUGCGCCGCCAAGUUUGCCUUCCACUUCCUCAACCGCGGCGAACGGGACCACCGCGAGGUUGCCCUUGCCCUGCAGUCGUCCGAAGCGCUGGCUGCGCUCUCCCGCCUUCGCGCCGCCUUCCGUAUGCACGCCUUCAACGAGGGCUUCAUCGUGGAUGCCGUCAUCACCAACAAGCAGCUCAUCUCCGUGCUGUACGACGACUUUGCUGCGCGCCACAUGCCAAGCUUCAUGCACCGUCGCUCCCGCGUCAUCAGCUCGUCCAACCCCGAGACUGGCGGCACGAUGGAGCGUGAGAGCGGCAAGGAGCGCCUGCUGCAGCUCGUGCGCGAGUCGUGCAAGACAGAGGGCGAGCGCACCGUGUUUGAGGCCUUUGUCACCUUCAACACGUCCAUCCUCAAGACCAACUACUACAAGCCCUCCAAGCGCGCCAUUUCCUUCCGCCUGGAGCCGUCCAUCCUCUCCUCCAACGCCUUCACAGAGCGCCCCUUUGGCGUCUUUAUGAUUGUGGGCGCCGAGUUCCGAGGGUUCCACGUGCGCUUCCGCGACGUUGCGCGUGGUGGCAUUCGCCUGGUGCGUUCCCGCUACCCGCAGGCGUACAACAACAACGUCUCUGCGCUCUUUGACGAGUGCUUCAACCUGGCGAGCACGCAGCAGCGCAAAAACAAGGACAUUCCCGAGGGCGGAUCCAAGGGCGUCAUCCUGCUGGGCUGGAAGUACCAGGACAAGGGCCAGGUUGCCUUCCGCAAGUUUGUCGACGCCGUACUCGACUGCAUGAUCCCCGACGAGCAGUACAUGAUCGACCACUACGGCAAGGAGGAGCUUCUCUUCCUCGGCCCAGACGAGGGCACAGCUGACUUUAUGGACUGGGCGAGCCUUCACGCCCGCAAGCGCGGGUACAAGUACUGGAAGGCGUUUACCACGGGCAAGGGCACGUCUCUCGGCGGCAUUCCGCACGACACGUAUGGCAUGACCACAAACUCCGUGCGCGCGUACGUGGAGGGCAUCCAGGAGCAGCUUGGCCUCGACCCAAAGAAGUGCACCAAGAUGCAGACUGGCGGGCCCGAUGGUGACCUUGGCUCCAACGAGAUCAAGAUGGGCCUGGAGAAGACGGUGGCCAUCGUCGACGGCAGCGGCGUUGCCUACGACCCGGAGGGCCUGGACAAGGAGGAGCUCACCUCGCUCGCCACGCGCCGCAUCAUGGUCAGCAACUUCAACAAGGACAAGUUCUCGCCGCAGGGCUUCUUUGUCAACGUGGAGGAGUCAGACUGCCCGCUGCCGGACGGUUCCACCGUGCCGAGCGGCCUUGACUUCCGCAACGUGUUCCACCUCAACCCCAUGGUGCACGUGGACUUUUUCGUGCCCUGUGGUGGCCGCCCUGCGGCUGUCAGCACGGAGAACUACAAGGCGUUCCUGUACGACAACGACGGUCGCCUGCGUGUCAAGUACAUUGUUGAGGGCGCCAACCUGUUCUUCACGCAGGAGGCGCGCCUCAAGAUUGAGGAGGCAGGUGUCAUCCUCAUCAAGGACGCAAGCGCCAACAAGGGUGGCGUGACGUCCUCCAGCCUCGAGGUGCUUGCCGCCCUCUGCCUCACAGAUGAGGAGUUUGUGGAGCACAUGGCAAUUGCUGGCGAUGUUGUGCCAGAGCUGUACCAGACGUAUGUCAAGGAGGUGCAGGGCAUCAUCAACAACAACGCCAAGCUUGAGUUCAAGUGCAUGUGGGAGCACCACAAGGCCACCAACGAGCCCAUGUCCAUCAUCAGCGAUCUGCUCAGCAACAAGAUUGUGCACCUGCGUGACGCCAUUCUCGCCAGCGAGCGCAUAUGGACAAACCAGACACUCAAGACCAACAUUCUGAAGCGGGCGAUUCCCAAGACGCUUCAAGAGUUCCGUCCACUGGACGUGCUCACGUCCCGCCUGCCGGCCGUGUACCUGAAGACGCUCUUUGCCUCGUACCUCUCCAGCCGCUUUGUCUACUCGCAGGGUCUGCUUGCGUCCGACCUUGCCUUCUUCGAAUACGUGCAGGAGCUGUCUGCCUGAGUCUUUCUCUCGCUCGCUCGCUCCAUGUCUCUCUCUGUCUGCCUGCCUGUGCGUCUGCGGUGUGGCGUUGUUUCUUCGUGUGACGACUCUUUUCGUGUUCGUGCUGUGUUGGGAGAAAGAGGGCUUGUGGUGUUGUUCGUGCGUCCUGGCAUGAGGCAAGGCCACGCAAGCAAACCAUUGGCUCUUCGUCCCAUGCUUGUUUGUGUCUGUCUGUGCCUGUCUGCCCUCGUGCUUGCCCGUGUCUGUUCGCUUCCUAGAUCAUGCAUGCUUUUUGUUUGCCGCCAUCAAGGUCGUUGUUUGCGCCUUGCCAUGAACACCGUCGCUGCUCGCUGUCUGUUCGUGUUGCCUUUGUGUGUCUGCUUCCCCUCCUCUGCGUGUCAUGCGUGGCUUCGUGCCUGGCACGACCCAAGGAAACGAACAACAAGCCAAAAAAAAAAAAAAAAAGUGAAACGCUUCGGCAAGGUUCGCUUCAAAAAACGACAUGCAUGCUUACAACCACGCAUUGAGUUCAAGGUCUGACCGCGAAUACAAAACAAC